This is a messenger RNA of Cetraspora pellucida, 1962 nucleotides long. The record is from the annotation of a GenBank genome assembly. NCBI's taxonomy places the organism in Eukaryota, Fungi, Glomeromycota, Glomeromycetes, Diversisporales, Gigasporaceae.
AUGUGGAUGAUUCUCAAGCAAAAAAUUUCCGAAGAACUCUCCGCGCAUGUCACCAAAAUUAAGCAUGAAAUCGCAGAUGAUCUCUCUGCACGUGGUACUAAGAUCGCCAAUGAACUUGACGGAAAAAAUAAUACAACUAUUACUGCGGAAAUCAAAAGAAUCCUUACUGAUGAUGUCUAUAGAAAACUUACUUCAGAAAUUAAUACUAAAAUCAUCAACGAGCUUUCCACACGCCUGUCUGAAAUUAAUACUGAACUUAAUAGUAAACUUAUCGCAGAAAUCACCAAAAUUAAUACACGUGAUGCUGGCUACGCCUCUGAGGCGCAGAAAAUUUUUUCAAUGGUCAAUAAUAUAACUACGAAAGUUAAUAAUAUCGAAGAAGCCUGCCGUAAUGAAUUUAGCAGAAUUAAUGUUGUUAUCGAAGAUCUCCAAAACAAAAUAAACCAACAUUACGCAGUGGUUCAAAGAUCCGAUUUUGAUCAACAAAGUGUGUCCAAUGAAUCUGAAGCUAAUUCGACCAAUGAAUCUGAAGCUAAUUCGACCAAUGAAUCUGAAACUAAUUCGUCUCCAAGCUCUUCUUCUGGAAGUUCCAAUUUAUCUGGAAUUUUUGUUAUUACUGGAGACAUUAGAAUCCGCUUUAAAGAACACUUCGAUCGGCUUAUGAAGGCGAGGAAUUAUGCUUUUGAUGAGAUGUGCUUUUCGGUAGUAGUCGAUAUUCGUUGUCUUGGAGGAAAUAUUAAGAUCUCAACAGUGAAAAAUUUUUAUAAUGGUGUUAGUGGCAGUAAAAUUAGUACUGUUAAUCAGAUAAAUGCAUGGGUAGCUAGUUUUAAUAAUAACGGAACAUUUCCUCUUAGUGUUUGGUCUCACAAGCACUUCAUUGAGAACACAGACAUCCUAGAUUUUGAACAGGCGACCCGACUCUGGUACGAAAACCUCACUACCAUAAGAAAUCUUCCUGGUUCAUUGCUUAGUAAAGAGCUAUUUGAUGUGAUUAUCAAGAGAAAAAUGGGUGACACACUUACUAUUAACAAAAAGAAGCGCAAGUACGCAGAAGAUGAAGUACAUACUAGUUCUGUAGAUAAUGAAAAGGCUCACACAGAUCCUGAGAAAGUGAUUACAAAUCAAGAUAGUGAAGAUUCUUUCACGACUUCUGAGAAAGUGAUUACAAAUCAAGAUAAUGAAAUGGCUUUCACAGCUCCUGAGAAGACAAAAACAUUUAACAAUGAACAUAUUGACUCAGCAAGUGAGAGAAGUUCUGAAAAGCUUGAGGAUGAAAACAACGAAGAAUUAAAAUUUGAUCUUCUUGAUAUUUUGUUAAGCUUCCAAUGUGAGGCAACAUGGAAAGUUGGUAAUAUUAACAUUACUAAUAGAUUUCAAGAAUAUCAAAAAGAUAUUUCUGCAUCUCUUCACAAAGCAAGUUGUGAAAAUUUUAUUAGCGAAGAAGUAUUUAUAAAUAGGGGAAAGAUGACAUUAAGUAAAAAAGUAGCAACUUCGUUUAAUGACUUAUGUAGUGGUUUACCAAUGGCCUCAUCCAAAACAAUGGAAAAGAUAACUGAAGAAAAACAUUGUUACAAGUUCCUUUAUCCAAUCAUUAAGCCCUUCUUUCUUAAUCCUUUAAAGGAAUAUAAAGUUGUUUUGAAUCAUGCUACUGCAGGCUCGAGAAAAAGGCCUGACCUAUCCUGUAUGGUAGAUAAUGUUACAAUUUUAAACUUGGAGAUUAAACCGUUGAGAUGCAUUCCACUCCAAAUUCAGAAAGACUUUUUAAAAGCACAAUUGAGAGCUCAUAAAUCGAUCAAUAUACAAUUAGAAAAUAAAAAUGGAUCAGGUGAAUCUGUAAUUGAUAAAGCAUCCAUUCCACUCUAUGAAUAUGCAAUAAGCCAUGUUAUUGUUCUGGAAGAACAGAUUGGAAAAAUUGCAGAAAACUAUAAACAUCGAGAUAAUCAAAAGAAUCAAGAAAACUGA